AUGAGUUUCCAAAAGAAGUGUAACAAAGCAUAUGCUGAUACACAGAGCGCCAUGGAUUCAUUGGUAGAUAUCGUAUCGAAGACUUCUGUAAACUUGGAGAAUAAGUUAAGGUUCCUGAAAGAGCAGAAGCAACACUACUCUGGAAUAAGACGCAACCUAGUGGAUUAUGACAAAGACAGCUACGAUGACAAUGAAGACGGCAACAAAAGAGGACUUGUGUUUGGAGAAAUCAUCAUUUCCUCAAAAAUAUACCUAAAUAUUGGGUACGAGUACUUCGUGGAGAAGAGCCAGCUUGAGGCUAUUGAUUUCAUCACCGAGAAAUUGCGUCUCAUAGAUGAAGCCGCUGCGCGCUUCGAAGGGAAAAUUCAAGAGGCCAAGGAAACGCUCAAGAACCUUAAGGAAGCCCAGAAAUUAGAGGAAGAUCAGGCAUCGUCAGACAAUCAAGAUUCGUUCCCGAAUCCGUCUGAAAACGAAGACGGCCUGCCAUUCAUGGAGAUCAGGGAAGACUUGGACGAAGAGGGAAACAUUUUGAGCAGUUCCGUGAACCCAACCGCCACCGCGCAACCUUCAAACCCGCGUAUUGAAGAAAUAAGUGAUGAAACAGAAACUGUUGUUAGCGGCAAGCGGGCCACAGGAGAUGCAGAACCUAGCAUUCAUAACGCACGCUUUGACAAGGGCUUUGACAAGGACUUCGAGCACCGCGUUCGCGAUAAAACAUUGAAAGAUUCUACAGAAUUCAGAGAGAAAGAUGAAGCGAAAGCGGCCUCUGAGCCGUCGCCUAUUGUAAAGGACGUGGAUAUAGAAGAUCUGAACAUCAAAGGGCCUAAUAUCAAGAAACAUGGGCCCGCCAUCGAACCGGGCGAUAUUUACACAUUUGACGAUAUUGUUGCACAACUAGAGAAAGAAGAUGGAAUCGAGGGUGGAGACAUUAAGGAUGAAGAUAUACAUUACGACUUUGAUUCCUACAACCAUAAAAGCCUGCUGAAUGAUUCAGAAAGCGAAGAAGAUGAAGACGAUUACGAUGACUAUGAUGAAUCUUCUAUGCCCUCUAUAAUUCCUGGCUUCGCUCAAAGGAGGUUUUUGGAUCAAAUUAACCAUUUAAGAUCUCAAAAACAGCAGCCCCAGCAGCCUCAGGAGCCUCAGGAGCCUCAGAAGCUUCAACGCCCCUCACAGGUCCAACAUGUCAGUGAAACUGUGAAAACUAAGUCAAUCUUGAAAAAAGACAAGGGCGCUAAAAAAGCUUCUAAGAAAGUUGGAUUUGCCCCUACGCUUGAUGUUCACGAGAUCGAAAGUGUCAAACGUGAGACAAAAGCAAACACAUAUAUAGCCUCGCCAUUUGCAGCACAAUCUAGCGUUGAGGAUAUUACUCAUGCUGAUGCAGAUGAAGGCUUCGAUGCGGAUCUGUUCGCUCAGCUGAUUGGGGCCAAAGAUUCCAAUGAGGUUCAUGAGAAAUAUGAAAAGGAGAUAGAACAACAACCGGCAAAGAGAAAGCCCAAGGUUUCACGAUUCAAGAAAGACAGGAAUCCCUCGGCUGCAGUGGAAAGCACAAAAUUUGCAACAAAUAAAGAAGUGCAGAAUCCAAUUAACGGCCAAGCAGUUGAAGACAUUAUGGAGAGGGACCCUGAAGCCGCUGAGCGGGUGACGCAAGUCACCAAGGAUUUUUCUAGAGUAAGGCUGGAUAACUCCGGACCUGUUACCGGUGUCUUGGAAAGAGACAGCGAAACGGACGCGCCAUCAUCACCAAGUAGCGGCCUCUCUGCCACAAAUAUUCCGAGGAAUUCGGAAGCCCUAGCCAACAAAGCUUCCAAUCCAGGUUGGGACUCAAAAUUCAAGAAGAAUCUUAGCUCCCUGCAGAAACCUGUAAAGAGGCGGCCAGCCAAGGAAAAACUACCAGAGUUGCCCGAACAGGAGGAGAUAGAAACAACAGAGCCCAAGGGGCUAGAAUCACGCCCUGUUUUGGAGAAACAAGACCAGCCACAAGCAUUCCCAAAGGAAAUCAAUGCUGCUGUCAACAACAACCCUUCUGAAGUGGUUCAAAACCCUCAUGUCGAUUUCCACAAGCUCGGAGAAGAUCUUGAUGAUAUGGCCCGUGCAUAUCUUCUUGGGCUAUACAACAGCGAUGUCGAGGACCCAGGCGCUGUUCUCGAGAAGCUGGGUGACUUGAACUCUUACAAUAAAGAAGUCGAAACUCUUAAGGGCGAGAUAUCAACUUUUCUAAAAGAAAACCCACUCGCGACAGUCGAUGAGGCUUCUGGCGCCGAUGAUGAUGAGAAAGGGCCCAUUAUGACUGAUGUAGUGGAGAAAGAGGUCGAGCUACCAUCUGAUUACGACGAAGUGGAUGUUGAACUGAGCUCGGAGGCUUUGAAUCACAGCGUGGCUGUUGAGUACCAUAGACUAAGGGAAAGAAUGAUCGCGUCCCAAGGCACGAUUGAGAGGUCCCCAGAGGAGCUUCAACUCGAAGCUAUAGACGAAUAUGGAAACCCAAUCAGAACAAGCAAGUUCAAGGCCAACAAACUUAGAAUCGGCACUGAUGAAAAUCAUGGUUAG
This is a messenger RNA of Lachancea thermotolerans CBS 6340, 2547 nucleotides long. It is a transcript of the gene BUD27, whose product is annotated as prefoldin-like protein. The coding region runs from base 1 to 2547 and encodes 848 amino acids. Gene Ontology annotation, biological process: protein folding; regulation of DNA-templated transcription. Gene Ontology annotation, cellular component: prefoldin complex; cytoplasm. Lineage: Eukaryota; Fungi; Ascomycota; Saccharomycetes; Saccharomycetales; Saccharomycetaceae. The record is from RefSeq and is a predicted model, not a curated record. The transcript has a single exon.